AUGAAAUCUCUACUUGCACUUCUGUUACUCGGGGCGGUAGUCACCACCCUUGCUGAGGAGCCAUUUGAGGAUAAGGCAGUCCAGGAGUUCUUAGAUGAAGAGGGGAAUGAAACCAUUGCUGAGCUUGCUGAUGAAGGGAAUGACGCCCAUUGUUGCCUUCGUUCCGUCCAAGUGGCCGACCUCAUGUUAAGGUAAGUUGUCAUUCCUCUACUUAAUUUUCCACAUACGACAGUGAUGUGUCUAGUUCAUUGGGUUAAUAUUUUUAAAUUGCCGAGGACGCGUUUUUAUUCGCUAAGGAACUUAACGUCAGCGAGGAAUUUACUUUUUGUAAAUGACAAGAUCACGGCUUCUUAUCAAAUAAAUCUCUCCCCCAAAGCAUAAAUACAUCAAAACUUAAAGGAAGAAAAACAAUAACAACAACAACAACAACAAAACAAAACAACAAUGAACUUUGGCUGACAAGUUCAGUUCUAAAAACCGCAUUUUCAGUCCUCCGGUUAAAAGCUUCUUUAAGUUUGUCUAUACGUUCCUUCUUUUGUAUUUGCUGUGUGGUUUACUCCUUCUUUUAAGGUAUUGAGCCGUUGUUUCUAUGUUUUACUCAAUUUGAUGGCAGCUCUUACUGUUUGAAUUUUGAAAACGUUCCUGACAAACCUCCUUAAAUUUGGUUUAGACUUCUCUUACCCACUCUGUGAUUAGGUUUUUUAUGUAAGACUACGAGAGACAGUAAACGGCGGUGUCUAUUAGCUCGGUGUCGACCUAUUAUCCCUCCACCUGAAUAUUGAGUAAUAUAUUAAUAGGUUUGAACUGCCUUCACUGAUGGUUGUCACGAAAUACGUCAUUUUUUUUCAACCUCAUUACAAGUUACUCCCUGAUGAAAAGGAAUUCGAAGAGACAGCCUUUAAGAAAAAACUAAGUGGUAAAGGCUUUUAACGUCGUUUAGAGUGUGGAUGAUUCCAACGAGAAACUAGACAUUUUUAACUCUUUCUUUAAAUCUUGUCUAGACAAGCACGCUCCUCCACGUAGAACUUGAUUGAAUGAACAAGGAAGACAUUAGGAAACUUCAAAAAGAACGGAAUAUACUUACUAAAAGGUAUCAUUAGCGCACAAAACAAACUUAGCAAGUUUUUGGAAUAAAUUUCGUGAGGUGCGCAACAAGAUCAAGAAUGAGAUCAAGUCAGUUAACCGUGCUUUUUUCAGGAGGGCCCAAUCCUCCAAUAAACCCAAAGAA
Porites lobata is the source of this 1228-nucleotide messenger RNA. The record is from the annotation of a GenBank genome assembly. NCBI's taxonomy places the organism in Eukaryota, Metazoa, Cnidaria, Anthozoa, Scleractinia, Poritidae.